UACCAGUGGUGAAUGUGACACAAUGGCACUUGCCGCCAUAUGCAGAAGUCUGCAAUCUCUAGCACUAAAAAGUCAACAGGACUGUCAACAGCAAAUUAUCAGAACUAUUCGUCAUCAGGCAGUGAGAUCUCAGACACUGUCAAACCAUCUGACGUCAGGAUGGAUGCCAACUAGCUCAGCAGCAUCGUCUGUCUGUUUGCUAAGACAAAGAGAAGCACAUAAAUUAGUGCUCAGCCCGUCGAGGCCCGAGAUUCACACGUCAGCUGUUGUCGGCAAGUUUAUUCCCUGGAAGAACACCCCCAAGUACACCAUCCGGGCAAUGGGGUUGAAGCAGUCAGCCGGACGCAACAAAACAGGAAGGGUCACUAUAACUGGAAGGGGAGGUGGCCACAAGCGGCGCUAUCGUAUGAUCGACUUCAAACGCAUCGGGCCAGAGAAGGGUGAGCCCUACAUGGAGAAGGUACUCGGGGUCCGAUACGACCCCUGCCGGACAGCUAACAUCGCCCUGGUGGCUGGCGGCAAUCACAAACGCUGGAUCCUGGCCACAGUCAACAUGGAAGCUGGCGAUAUAAUCAAAACCUCUGGCACCAUCGGCAGGAUGACAGUUGCUGCCAAUGAGGGUGAUGCCUACCCCUUAGGGGCACUCCCCAUUGGCUGCCUGGUCCACAACGUGGAGCUGUUUGAAGGCGAGGGAGGGCGCUUUGUGCGCGCUGCUGGGACGAGUGCCCAGGUCAUCCGCAAGACAGGAGGUCAGGUCAUUCUGCAGCUGCCGUCCAAACAGCAGAUCAGCGUCAGCGAGAAGUGCAUGGCGUCAGUGGGCCGAGUCUCCAAUGAGGAACAUAAUAAGAGACCCAUUGGUAAAGCCGGUCGCAAUCGAUGGCUGGGACGGAGGCCUUCCAGCGGCCUGUGGCAGAGGAAAGGCGGAUGGGCCGGCAGGAAGAUCAAGCCCAUUCCUCCCAUCAAGGUCUACCAAAGUGCCGGCAAGAAGGGCACGCAUAUCGAUGUGUGACACGGAUCAUGCUGCAUGAGGCUCGAACUGUCCAUCUUAUUGGGCCCGUUUGCCCAUUUAGGCCAAAGCCAUCAAUGAAUCUUCGCCAUCUCACUAGGACCAGGUUCAUCCGGUGAUCUUCAUUGGACCAAUUCAGGCACAGAGUUACUUUAACCCUAACCCU
Molecule: messenger RNA, 1172 nt
Organism: Patiria miniata (bat star)
Lineage: Eukaryota; Metazoa; Echinodermata; Asteroidea; Valvatida; Asterinidae
Gene: mrpl2
Product: 39S ribosomal protein L2, mitochondrial-like
Biological process (GO): cytoplasmic translation
Cellular component (GO): ribosome; large ribosomal subunit
Molecular function (GO): transferase activity; structural constituent of ribosome; RNA binding
Source: RefSeq, a predicted model, not a curated record